CCUAUGGAUGACUACUGCAGCUUUGGUGUAUGACGUUGCAGUUGAGGCCCACUGCCCGGAUAGAGUCAUGAGGCAGUUCGGUCGACGCCAGUCUUUCCCUGUGUCUUCAGCGUUGGAUCGUGUUCAGCACCACGAUCAUAGUUUAUCAAGGGCUGGGCAUCCUUUCUCGACAAUGUGGGUCACUAGAUUACAACCAUGGGUGGCUGCGUGGGAUGAUGCAGACGAGCAGUUGGCUGAGGAUACCGGUCCACACACUGAGCCUUCGUUUCGGGCGUACCUGAUCUGGUACGAACUGAAGACUCGUUGCCAUUUGACGUAUGUUGACAUGCAUCCACAGCCGCAUGUUGCGACUUCGCAGGAUCGCUAUGCACGACACAGGGAUGAGGCAUUAGCUGGGGCGUUCGAGGCAUGCAGGCUGCUUGAAUUAGAUUGCUCACUGAAUGUAAUGAGGAUUCAUGGCGGGUCUACGAUGAGCGUGCCGGCACAACUCGAGGCCUGGACCACUCAACGUGAUAGAGCCCGAGGUAUGCUUCAGGCCUUUGGUACGCGGACGGAGUACGAUUAUUCCUACGGAUCGUCGCAUGCGUCGACGUCGGUUCCUUGUGGUCCCGCAUGGCAGCAACCUCCCUUUUACCACCGACAGACAGAAGGUAUGGUGUGA
This is a messenger RNA of Panicum virgatum (switchgrass), 661 nucleotides long. RefSeq lists its product as uncharacterized. The record is from RefSeq and is a predicted model, not a curated record. The coding region runs from base 8 to 661 and encodes 217 amino acids. The transcript has 3 exons. Lineage: Eukaryota; Viridiplantae; Streptophyta; Magnoliopsida; Poales; Poaceae.